AUGGCCGGCGGCGAGGGGGCCGCGGCGGUGAUGUGCACGCCGGCGUUCGUGGGGCGGGUGCUGCGCAGCCGGUGGUACGUGGUGUUCGCGUCCAUGGUGGUGAUGGCGGCGUCGGGGUCCACCUACAUCUUCGCGCUCUACUCCAAGGAGCUGCGGUCUGUGCUGGGGUACAACCAGCAGACGCUCAACACGCUCGGCUUCUUCAAGGACCUCGGCACCAACGUCGGCGUCGUCUCCGGCCUGGUGCAGCAGGUGGCGCCCACGUGGGCCGUGCUCCUCAUCGGCGCCGGCAUGAAUCUGGCGGGCUACCUCAUGGUCUACCUCGCGCUCACGGAGCGUACGGCGGCGCCGCCCGUGUGGCUCGCCGCCUACGCCGUCGGCGCCACCGUGCUCCUCCUCAUCCUCUUCCUCCCCCUCGGCGUCGUCAUCAAGGAGGAGUACGCCGCCGUCUCCCAGCUCGAGGAGUCCCUCCAGCACCCGCCGGCGAUCGCCGUCGAGGAACCAGCUGCAGCAAGCACGAAGAAAGAGGACGACGAGCCGUCGUGUGGUAUGAAGGGCUGCCUCACCAACAUGUUCAAGCCGCCGGCGCUGGGGGAGGACUACACCAUCAUGCAGGCGCUGGUGAGCGUGGAGAUGCUGGUGCUCUUCGUCGUCUCCGUGUUCGGCAUCGGCGGCACGCUCACGGCCAUCGACAACAUGGCGCAGAUCGGCCAGUCGCUGGGCUACCCGCACAAGAGCGUCAACACCUUCGUCUCCCUCAUCAGCAUCUGGAACUACGCCGGCCGCGUCGGCGCCGGCUACAUGUCCGAGUUCUUCGUCGCCCGCUACAGGUUCCCGCGCCCGCUCGCCCUCACCGCCGUGCUCCUCUUCUCCUGCGUCGGCCACCUCCUCAUCGCCUUCGGCGUGCCGCAGUCCCUCUACGCCGCCUCCGUCAUCCUCGGUUUCUGCUUCGGCGCCCAGUGGCCGCUCCUCUUCUCCAUCAUCUCCGAGGUCUUCGGCCUCAAGUACUACUCCACGCUCUUCAACUUCGGCUCCGCAGCCAGCCCCAUCGGCGCCUACGUGCUCAACGUGCGCAUCGCCGGACGCAUGUACGACGCCGAGGCCGCCAGGCAGCACGGUGGACACGCCGCCGCCGCUGUCGGCGACAAGAUCUGCAAGGGGGUGCUGUGCUUCAAGCACGCCUUCCUCAUCAUCACCGGGGUCACGCUCGCCGGCGCGCUCGUCUCGCUCGUGCUCGUUUGGAGGACCAGAAACUUCUACAAGGGUGACAUCUACGCCAAGUUCAAGGUGGCGCCCGUCGUCGCAACCGCCGAUGCCGAUGGGAGCGACCAAGCUGCUGGGGAAAUGGCGCCUGUCGUUACGGAGGAGCAGGCCCACAAUGGAAAGAACAAGAAACUGCAGCAGGUCAACGAUGACGAGUUCAAGUGA
This is a messenger RNA of Triticum turgidum subsp. durum (durum wheat), 1428 nucleotides long. The record is from the annotation of a GenBank genome assembly. NCBI's taxonomy places the organism in Eukaryota, Viridiplantae, Streptophyta, Magnoliopsida, Poales, Poaceae.